This is a messenger RNA of Saxophila tyrrhenica, 1503 nucleotides long. RefSeq lists its product as uncharacterized. Gene Ontology annotation, biological process: transmembrane transport. The record is from RefSeq and is a predicted model, not a curated record. Gene Ontology annotation, molecular function: transmembrane transporter activity. Lineage: Eukaryota; Fungi; Ascomycota; Dothideomycetes; Mycosphaerellales; Extremaceae. The transcript is spliced from 2 exons. The coding region runs from base 1 to 1503 and encodes 500 amino acids.
AUGGGCGAGUUGACGGUAUGGCAGAAGUGCUUCAACACUCUCCAGAUCACAAACUACUACACCCAGCCGCCACUUGGUUUGAAAUGGCGAAGUAAUACCAUCUUCAUCCUCCUCACCAUCGGCAUAGCCCUCUUCACCGACCUCUUCCUCUACGGCCUUCUGGUUCCCAUCCUGCCCUUUCUGCUUGAGUCGAGGGUCGGCGUCCCACCGGAUCAGGUCCAAAGCUACACUUCCGGUCUCCUCGCCGCCUACGCCGGAGCGUCCGUUUGCUCGUCUCCGGUAGCUGGAGUUCUGGCUGAUAAGGUCUCGACGCGGCAGUCGCCUUUCCUGCUUGGUUUGGCUGUACUGCUGGGCGCUACUAUCCUGCUUUUCCUUGGGGAGACGGUACCGGUACUCGUGAUCGCGAGGGUGCUGCAGGGUGUCAGUUCUGGAGUCGUAUGGACUAUUGGACUGGCGCUUUGCAUUGAAACUGUCGGCCCUGCGAAUUUGGGCAAGACGGUCGGUACGCUCUUCAGUUUCCUCUCAGCCGGAGCGAUAUGGGCCCCGAUGAUUGGAGGUCUGCUAUGGGAAAAGGCAGGCUAUCUCGGCGUAUUAGGAGUCAGCCUCGCGGUGCUGAUGGUGGACUUCUUGUUGAGAAGUCUGGUCAUCGAGAAGAAAGUGGCGUACAGGUACGAGACGCAGGACCCAACGAGCGAGUGGACGCCUGGGACUACGCCGGACGAUGAUGAUGAUGAUACAGAACAGCAGAAUGGGACUGAGGAGGAUGGAGAGCAGCAGCCACUACUGCAGAAGAACAAGGCGGAAGAAGCUGAGUUGUACCGACUACCUGCGGAAAAAUCCAGGAUCGCCCGCGUCGCCCCGAUCAUACCAUGUCUCGCCAACCCAGCUCUCCUCACGUCUCUCUGGCUCGCAUUGAUCCAAGCCAUGCUGCUUGGGAGCUGCGACGCGACUGUCACGACCCAUUCGCGAGAGCUUUUCGGCUUUGAUUCUUUGAAAGCGGGAUUGAUGUUCCUGCCACUCGGCCUGGUGGAUUUGAUUGGCAGUCCUCUCGCCGGCUGGAUCGUGGACCGCAGUGGGACCAAAUGGGUCAGCGUCAUCACCUUCAUCUACCUCGUUCCGGUACUCGUCCUGCUCCGCCUACCGCACGAGGGUGGACUCCAUCAAAUCCUGCUUUACGGCGGCCUGCUCGGUCUGCUCGGCAUCGGACUCUCGGGGACCGGCGCGCCAGGCAUUGUGGAGGCAGGUUCCGUCGUCGAGAAGUUCCACGAGCACAACAAGGACUUUUUCGGUCAGAGCGGGCCUUACGCGCAGCUGUACGGCCUGAACAGCAUGAUGUUUAACCUCGGCCUGACGAUCGGUCCUGAGCUGGCCGGGGAGCUUAAGGAGCGGAUCGGGUACGGCAACAUGAACAUCGUCCUUGCGGUGAUAUGCGGGAUCACUGCGGUGCUGUGUUUCCUGUUCAUCGGUGGGAAGCCGAGAAUGCCGUGGAGGAAGGACAGAUAA